AUGCGCCCCCAGUGCUGCGUGCACUCGGACAUCGCGGACUGGCUGGCUCUCGUCCACCUGGAGCGGUACCAGGGCGCCUUCCGGCAGAACGGGUACGUCCGCGUGAGGGACGUGCUCUCCCUCGGCCGGGACGACCUGCAGCAGCUCGGCAUCACGGCCACUGGGCACCGCAAGAGGCUGCUGAACCUGGUGCAGCGGACGCAGGGGCUCGUGGCAGGCAGGAGCGGCGAGAUGGCGGGGGACGUGUGUCGUGGGCCGGGCAGAAGCCCAUGCUGUCUGGACGGGCCUAAAGCGGAGGAGAAGAGCAGCGUCGGCACCAAGGACGACAUCUCCAGGGAAGCCUUUCCCGGCCCCGGGCCUAAUUCUGAUGUCGAUGAGCAGAGCCGGCACCCAGCACCGAGCAUGGAGGCGGCUGCUCUGCCGGCCAAGCCGGUGCCCAAGCCCCGAACCGUGUUCCCCCUCACGCACCGAGCAGCCAGUCCCGAGCACACCGCGGGGCUGCCCCCACACGCCUCUCCGCCCGUCCGCGGGCCUGCGCCCUUCUCCGAACAGCCUCCGGGAAGGCCUCCGAUCCUGGAGGGGCCGGAUCCAGGGGGAAGCAGCACAGUCGCUGAGGGGCUUCCGGCGCCUGCAGGGCGCCUGGCUGGGCCUGCAGAGCUGCCAGCACGAAGUGCCCCGCCGGCCCAGAGCAGGCCCAGGGAGGAUGGCUCCGGGUCGGCUUUGCUGGCAUCACCUCCUGCGGAUAGAGCGAGGAGCGCCGCCACAGGUGCGGACAGAACGCCCCUGCCCUCCGCCCCACUUGGCUUCACCUCGGAGAGCCCGCCUGCAGCCGCUGGUGCCACGGCAUCUGCUGCCGCAGCCCUGCAGGGGCGGAGGAAGCCCUCGCUGCCCCUGCCCGCCGUGGGGGAGUCAGCUUCUCCCAGGAGCAGAAGAGAGACGGUGCCGGACGCAAGCGCGCCUUCGCCCGUGCCAGCGCAGAGUGUGGAGGGGGCCGAGGUCCCGCGGAGCCGGCCGCUCCCGCAUCCCUCUGGCCUGCCUGUGCAAAAUGGGAGUGUGGCCGCGGAGAACCACGGCUCCCUGGAGCAGCUCCGACUCGGCCUGCCGCUCACCCCACAGGGACUUGGCAACGGGUCAGGCCCUGCUGAGGAGUCCAUCAGCCCCUACUGCGAGAGCGUCUUUGGGCGGUUCUGGUCUGCCCGGGAGCCGGCCGCGGCGUCCCUGGAGGGACAGGAGUACGAAGAGGUGCCGGAAUUCGUCCGGGGCCAGGAGGGAGCAGAGGGCGCGAGCAGAGGUGCCGGGGCAGAAGGAAAGGGCCCCGCUGCCCCGAGGGGGGCCGCCCUUGCCAGCCGCCCCACCGAGAACGAGGCGGAGGGCUACUCCACCGUGGAGGCUCCCAGGCCCAGCGGCUCCCCGCCUGGCCUGCCAGGCCCCCCACGCCCCGACGAAGCGCCGGACGACCUGACCAUCUCGCCCUACGCCAGCUACGCCUCCCCGUCGGAGUGGCCGACCCCGGUGCUCAGCGGCUGGCUGGACAAGCUCUCUCCGCAGGGGAAUUACGUCUUCCAGCGGCGCUUCGUCAAAUUCGACGGGAAAAAGCUCAUGUACUUUCACCAUGAGAAGGACCCGUAUCCCAGGGGCGUGGUCCCGCUCUCCGUCAUCGACGCGGUGCGCUCCACCAAGGACAACAAAUUCCAGGUGGUCACCAGGCACCGGAUCUUUGUCUUCCGAGCUGAAAGUGAGGCCCAGCGGAGGGACUGGUGCAGCGCCCUGCAGCAGACGGUGGCGCAGCAGCAGCUGCGUUGCCCCUGGCCCGGGGCCAGCAGCAGUGCCCACUUCCAGAAGUCCGGCUUCCUGGAGCUCAAGGGCUACAAAUCCAGGCUGUUUGCGGUGCUCUCCCUGGCAGAGAUGUGGCUGUACAAGAGCGAGCAGGCUUUUAAGAUGGGCAUUGCCAUCUGCCUGAUUCAGAUGCAUGGCUCCACCGUCCGGGAAGCCAAGGGCCGCAGCUUCGAGCUCAUCACCCCCUUGAAGAUGUUCAGUUUCGGGGCCGAGUCGGAGCGAGAGAAGCGGGAGUGGAUGGAGGUCCUGCAGGACGCCAUCGCGGAGACACUGUAUGACUACGAGGUGGCCGAGAAGGUCUGGUCCAACAAGGCCAACCGGUUCUGCGCCGACUGCGGUGCCCUGAGCCCGGACUGGGCCUCCGUCAGCCUGUGCGUGGUGAUCUGCAGGCAGUGCGCAGGCCAGCACCGCGGCCUGGGCACCAGCGUCUCCAAGGUGCAGAGCCUGAAACUGGACACAAGCAUCUGGAGCAACGAAAUGGUGCAGCUCUUCAUCGUGCUGGGGAACGAGCGUGCGAACCGGUUCUGGGCCGCGCGGCUCCCACCCUCCGAGGCACUGCAUCCUGACGCGACGGCCGAGCAGCGGCGGGAGUUCAUCACCAACAAGUACCGCCAUGGGUGCUUCCGCCUGCCUCACCCGCAGCACAGCAGCCAGGAGUCGCUCCUGCAGGCCCUGAAUGCGGCCGUGUCCGGGCCCAGCCUGCUGAGGGCCACGCUGCAGUUCUUCGCAGUCCCGCUGGACGAGGAGGCAGGCGAUGGCCGUGGCCCUCCGAAGACCAGGCCCUGGUGCACCCACGGGGACGGGGACGGGGACGGCCCGCCGGGGAACGACACAGGCGGCCUCGGCGAGGAGGCAGCGGGGCUGGAAAGCGUCUACAACGAGAUCGUGCAGCCCGUCUCCAGCUGCGGCUACCUGCACCGGGCACCAGUGGUGGUGAAGGCCCCCACCCCGAGGAAGAGCCGGGAGGAGUGGCAGCGUGUCUGGUGCUCCCUGGAGAAGUCACUCCUCUUCUACGAGGCGGAUCGGGGCCCGGAGCCGCUGGCCAGGAUCGACGCGUCCGAGGUGGUCUCGCUGGGCGUGAGCAGGGCGGAGGCGCCGGCCGGCCCGGCCCCCUCCGACAGGUUCCGCUUCACGCUGGAGCUGUUCCUGGGCGGCGAGCGCAUCCAGCAGCUGGGGGCCGACGGGCCAGACAGCCUGCAGGCAUGGGCCAGCGCCCUCGGCAAGUGGCUCACCCCGCUCAGCUGCCACUGCCUGCUGGGCUACGAGUUCCAGAAGGUGGGACGGCUCCACUACAAGUCUCUGCUGAAUCCGGACCGGUGGCUGGAGGGCUACUUCCUGCUGCAGAAGGCGCACCUCUUCAUCUGCCCGGGAGAGGAGGGGGCGGCCGAGGACAGCAUCAACCUGCGGCAGCUGCAGGAGCUCAGUGUCGUCCCACUCGCGGAAGGCCCGGAGAAGAGGGACAUGCUGGUCCUGGUGGAGAUGGGGCGGACCUUCUGCCUCCGAGGCGCCUGCCGGCUGGACUUCUCCUCGUGGUGCGCGGCCAUCCGGGCCUCGGCAGGUGGGCAGGGGAACGCCCUGCGUGACCAGCAGCUCAGCCGGAGCGGCAUCCCCAUCCUGGUGAACAGCUGUGUCGCCUUCAUCACUCAGCACGGGCUGCAGCACGAGGGCAUCUAUCGCAAGAACGGGGCCAAGUCUCGGAUCAAGGAGCUGAUGGACGAGUUCCGCCGAGACGCCCGGAACGUCAAGCUGCGCAUCAGCGACCACUUCGUGGAGGACGUGACCGACGUGCUGAAGCGCUUCUUCCGGGAGCUGGAGGACCCCGUCUUCACCACCUACCUGCACCCCCGGUGGAAAGAGGCGGCCGAGAUCGUGCCAAAGGCCCAGAGACUGGAGUGCUACAGGGAGCUGCUCGGCCUCCUGCCCCACCUCAACCGCAGGACCCUGGCGGCCCUGAUCGGCCACCUGUACCGCGUGCAGAAAUGCGCCGGCCUCAACCAGAUGAACACCAAGAACCUGGCCCUGCUGUUCGCGCCCAGCCUCUUCCAGACAGACGGGAAGGGGGAGCACGAGGUCCGGGUGAUGGAGGACCUGAUCGACAGCUACGUCCACAUCUUCAACAUCGACGAGGACCAGGUGUCGCAGAUGGACCUGGAGAACAGCCUGAUCACCACCUGGAGGGACGUGCAGCUCUCGCAGGCGGGCGACAUCAUCCUGGAGGUGUACCUGGAGCGGAAGACCCCCGACUCCUGCGUCACCCUCAAGGUGUCGCCCGUCCUGCGGGCAGAGGAGCUGGCGAACCGGGUGCUGGAGAUGCGCGGCGUGGCGGCCAGUCUCGAGAUGUGGAUGACGUUCGAGGUCUUGGAAAACGGCGAGCUCGAGCGCCCCCUCCACCCCAAGGAGAAGGUGCUGGAGCAGGCCCUGCAGUGGUGCAAGCUGCCCCAGCCCGGCUCGGCCUACCUGCUCGUGAGGAGGGUGCCCAUCCAGGACGCGAGCUGCCUGUUCACCGGGGCGAAGCGGGAGAGCCCCAAGUGCGGGCUGCUGAGGUGUCGCGAGGACCCCCCCCGGCUCCUGGGCAGCAAGUUCCAGGAGCGCUACUUUGUGAUCAAGGACCACAAGCUGCUGCUGCUCAAGGAGAAACGGAGUGCCAAGCCAGAGCGUGAGUGGCCGCUGGACAUGGCCAAAGUUUACAUGGGGAUCCGGAAAAAGCUGAAGCCACCUUCCCAGUGGGGCUUUACUCUGUGCCUGGAGAAACAGCAGCUGUACUUGGCGUGCUCGGGGCAGGCUGAGCUGUGGGACUGGACCACCAGCAUCCUGAAGGCCCAGCAUGACGGCCUCCGCCCCAUCAUCCUGCGCCGGCGCUCCUCGUCCGACCUGGCCAGGCAGAAGUUCGGCACCAUGCCCCUCAUCCCGCUCCGCGGGGACGGCACCGACCCCAUCAUGCUCUCUGCCAACCAGACCUUGCGCCGCCUGCACACGCGGAGAACGCUGUCCAUGUUCUUUCCCACCAAGGCGCCUCAGGACGCCGUGGGGGAGCAGCAGGAGGCCACCGAGUCGGAGCCCGUCUACGAGGAGGUCGGCGGCUUCUCGGACAUGGAUCUUCCAGAGCUCGGCCCCUCCCUGCUGCCUCCUGUGGACCGGGCCAAGAAGCCCACCCCUCUCCCGGAGCAGGGCCCCCCCAGCCCCCCGCCGCCCUGCCCAGCCCCCCGGCCGCCUGGAGCCGGCCCCAUGAGAGCCUGCCACCCAGAGCAUGCCUCCGCAGGCAGCCCUUCGGGGCAGGGGGUGGCCUCACGCGCCUCCCCGGAGAGACCGACUCAGCCCGGCCCCAGCCAGGCAUGGCACCCGCCUCCUGCGACACCCACGGACCCUGCAGAGCGGCCCCCUGGGACAGAGCGUCCGGUGCAGGACUCCAGGAAGAGAAGCCUCCAGGCAGAGCGGCCCGUCAGCAGCAAGCUCGUGCAGGAACUGAGCACGGCCGUCCUCCGCAAGAGCGAGCGCCAGAGCCCCGGCGCCCCUGGGGAGCAAACCCCCCCGCCGGAGGAUGGGCCCCAGGCCCCGCGCCCUCGGGACUGGCCGCUCUGAAACCGGAGUGGGCAUCCGCGCCAGCCCUGGGCCCAUGCGUGGGCUGUGGCAGCCUGCCGGCCACAUCCCCCCCCUGCCCACGGCAGGCAUCUUGGCUCCCCCCGCACCCCUCCGGACCCUCCCCGAGCCUGGGGCGAUGACAGGAGGCGAGAAGGAGCGGGGUGCCGGGGCGGAAGGCCCUCCCCACCUCUGCCGGGGCUCUCUCAGGCACGGGCCCCCGGAGCAGGCAGGGGGCCCUUCCGGUCCCGGGAGCAGCCAGGCAGCCUCCUCACGUCUCUGUGCACGGGGCCUGCGGCGUCUGAGCCGUCCGCGCUCAGCUCAGCGGUGCUGUGGAGCAUCCUGGCGGGUGAAGGAGGGAUGGGAGCCGCACUCGGCCUCCCUGGCCCUUGUGCGAGGGGAGGCGCAGGAAGGGUGCCGGCAGGCCGUCCGGAGAGGCAGCGGGCGCGUGGGUGCCCCCCCAAUAAAGAGGGACCGUCUGCACGUCCGAAGCAACUUUAA
Molecule: messenger RNA, 5913 nt
Organism: Varanus komodoensis (Komodo dragon)
Lineage: Eukaryota; Metazoa; Chordata; Lepidosauria; Squamata; Varanidae
Gene: ARAP3
Product: ArfGAP with RhoGAP domain, ankyrin repeat and PH domain 3
Exons: 33
Coding region: 1-5415 (1804 amino acids)
Biological process (GO): positive regulation of GTPase activity; signal transduction
Molecular function (GO): GTPase activator activity; protein binding; phosphatidylinositol-3,4,5-trisphosphate binding
Source: RefSeq, a predicted model, not a curated record